Molecule: messenger RNA, 4389 nt
Organism: Epinephelus lanceolatus (giant grouper)
Lineage: Eukaryota; Metazoa; Chordata; Actinopteri; Perciformes; Serranidae
Gene: ppm1f
Product: protein phosphatase, Mg2+/Mn2+ dependent, 1F
Biological process (GO): protein dephosphorylation; negative regulation of protein kinase activity
Cellular component (GO): nucleus; cytosol
Molecular function (GO): protein serine/threonine phosphatase activity; cation binding
Source: RefSeq, a predicted model, not a curated record
GCGUACAGGACAGUGAUGUCCAAUGGCGUGUUGAGCAUACUGCAGAUCUCUUAACAUUAUUGAUAGUGUUCACUGUGCCUGUCUUCCGACCAGCAGUCUUUUAACCAUCAGGGCUACCAGCGCAGGUUCAUGUGUGUGUGUGCUUUGUCAAUGAAUCUCGACUCUUUGUCUCGUCAAAGGGCGUGUUUCCCUCGGCUGUCGGUCUGUUUGUAGGCCUACUAUACCACAGGAUUGCUCCAGUUGAGCUAGCUCCAGUGUAUCCUCCUGACCUGUGAGUGCUGACCCCCCUGUUCACCGGAGUGCUUACUGCAGCCAGAGCCAGCGGGAUGGAGGAGGAGGCCAGGUGCUUCCUGGGGAGGUUUGUGGAGGAGUUCCCUGCUGCUCUGGAGGAAGGCAGUCCACUGCCUGUCAGCCCUCUGAGUCGAAAAGUGUCUCUGGACGAGCUGCAUGGAGAGAGCCUGGAGCUCGGCCUGAAGCUACUGGCUGCCAGGGGUGCUCCUGCAGGCCUCAGUGCCCUGCUGUGCCAGGCAGCGCUGUCCCAACUGCUGCAGAACGACCUCUCACCUUUUCACUGCUCCCAGGAAGCUGACAGCCAGGAAGAAGAACAGCAAGUAGUCUUGCUUCAGUCAGAGGCAGUCCAACGUCUCUUCAUCAACAAGCUGAUAGAUGUGGCGCUGACAUGGCAUCAGAACUUCCCUAAGCCCCCUCCUUCUCCCUCCCAGUUCCUCCGCUGCUCCGUCCAUGCCAUCAAGAACACCAGGAGAAAGAUGGAGGACAAACAUGUCACCCUGGCUGAGUUCAACCAGCUCUUUGGAAUCCAGGACGGAGUGGAGCGUGCCUACUACGCUGUGUUUGACGGUCAUGGAGGGGUGGAUGCUGCCAUCUACGCUGCCACUCACCUCCAUGUUGCUCUGAGUAAACAGGAGACACUGCAGAGAGACGCAGCCACAGCCCUUAAAAGUGCCUUCAAAUACACUGAUGACAUUUUCAGAGGCAAAGCCAAGAGAGAGCGUCUGCGGAGUGGCACUACAGGCGUGGCAGUGCUAAUCCAGGGACAGGAGCUGACUGUGGCCUGGCUGGGAGACUCUCAAGCAGUACUGGUCAGAAAGGGACAGGCUGUUACACUCAUGGACCCCCAUAAACCAGACAGAGAGGAUGAGAAACAGAGAAUUGAGGAUCUUGGUGGCUGUAUCACUUUCAUGGGUUGCUGGCGUGUUAAUGGCACAUACGCUGUAUCCAGAGCUAUAGGUGACUUUGACCAGAAGCCCUACGUGUCUGGAGAUGCCGACUGCUCAACAACCCAGCUGUCCGGGGACGAGGACUACGUGCUGCUAGCAUGUGACGGCUUCUUUGAUGCCGUAAAACCUUCAGAGGUCCCACACAUGGUCCUGGAUGCACUCCAGCGGUCUGGUGACCCUGAGGGUGGGGAAGAUGCUCCGCUGGAACAGUCUGAGGACACUGUUGGACUGAGAGUUGCUCAACAGUUGGUAGGUCAAGCUAAAGCAGCCGGUUCUACUGAUAACAUCACAGUGAUGCUGGUGUUCCUGCGUCCACCACAGCAGCUGCUUGCUCAAAACUCUACCACAGUACCUGCAAAAGCUACUCAGGACUCUACCUCCCAAGAUGCACCACAGCAGUGAAGAAGGAGGUCUGCAGCCCAGACACCCCUGUGCCAAGCUACUGCCCAACUCAGCAUUUCUCAGCCUAUAAUUGUCUCCAGCAGCUGUCAGACAGACUGACAACACUCAUUUGAUGCUAACAGCAGGCUGCAGUCACAUCGUGUCACUGCUUUGGAGGAAAAGUGUUAAUUAAACUAUUUAAACAAAAAGAUUUGAAAAGGUUUGUAAGAACAUGCAGGGCCAGAUAUCUGUGUUCCCAAAGCAACAAUGAGCUGUGGGACCCAAAAAUGUUUCUUGAUUCCAGACACCAACCAGCAUCCCUACAUUGGAAUACUCGCCGCCCCAGGUCUGCUGUGUGUCAAUUGGCUUGUUUUUAGUUAAAAAUUACUUAAUUAAACAUCAAAGUAUUUUAAAAGGAUAUGCACCAUUUGAGCAUCAAAUCAACUUUUUGUGUAUGUAAUUGCGUGUAUAUAAAAGCUAUUUCUCCUAAGUCAUUUCAACGGUGCCUUUACCAGUCAUGAUUAUGAAAUGCCUCGGAAACCCCUCAUUCUGUUCUGUGCUGCAGAUACCUUCAGGAUGGACAUGAGGGAAGUUAAUCCUUUAAUCCUUUUAGUAGCUAAUGUCAACUUCAGUCUAUACAUUGCCUGUCAGCCUUCAGCAACUGUUAUCAGUUGAUCUCUAAUGCCAAGCAGUAUGACUGUUAAAGGUAUUGUGCACUGUGCACCAUGCAUAGAAUGACUUGGAUUAAUGGAAUGCGUCACCCACAAAAUGACCAUUUGUAUAUCAAUUACUCAUUGCGUGUUCUCUAAAUUCAUGAAGAAAACUUUGAUUUUAUUGCAUGUCUCCAUGGUGAGCGGAGAAUCCAAAAAAGAUGAACAUCCUUCAUGAAUUUAAGUGAUAACUUGGUCAGUAUAAUCAAAAUGUCCUUUAUCCAGCCAUAUGCUCUGUACUUCCCAAACACAUGCAUUUCUCUUGCAUGACUCCAGAGUGAACGGAGAAUCCGAAACAAAAAUAAACAAGCCACGUUUGAAUCAUGUCAGUUCACACAGUCUAGUGCAUGCCUGAGUAGCUUGCCUGGCAACACGCAUACAUUUGAAAUCUGCUCUAGCAGAGCUCAUACCCAUGCUUAUGCUCAGGCACACUAAGGGCACACUGCUUGUAGACAAAAGUGUUAUAUUUUGUAACAGCUUAGUAAAAAUGCAUGUGUUUGGGAAGCACUGAGCUUACAGCUGGAUAUACAGUAUGGGAGUUGGAUUAUAUUGCACGGAUGGAUGUUGUGAUAUGGUUUUGCUGUUUUAAAUGCUGCCCCCAAUGACUUCAGUCCAUGCGAGAAAAACAGUUUUCCAUACAAAUCAAGGUAACGCAGGGUAAGUAACUGACGUACAAACGGCCAUUUUUCUGUUGAAUUAUUCCUUUGAAUCAGUAAGUUUUGCUGUAUUUUUGGAGGAUUAGUAAACUGAUGUAGUUUAUUUUGAAUCUCUGAAGUACAGGACCAGCUAUUUCUGGGCUUCAUCCUGGAAGAACAGAUGGCAAAGGGAUCACAGAGAGGAAUAGUUAGUGCUUUUGUUUUGAAGGAGCUCUGGUGUUACAAAACUAACUGCAUAAGCUUAGCAUGCUGACGUAAGGGAGUAUUGAUGUGGAACAUGUUGCUUGAUUUACUGGACAACAAACCGAUAGUAUUUCUGACUGCUGUGUUUUGCUUUGGUUUUAUGUCUUUAAAGAUAAACUAUGCAGGGUCUGUCUGUUACCGUUUGUAAAGACAACAUUAGAGCUUGGCCCCUCCUCUGUACGCUGAUACUUAAGCAAACUAUGUAAGAUGAGCACCAGCACCUGUUCAACAGACGACAGACAAACUCCAUGCUGCUCUUCUUCCCCAGGCUCUCCGUCAGUGCUUGCCAGCGUAAGUGAAUGUGAAAGCCAACCCCAUAUAAUUCUAAUGGCUGCCUUUUUAAAAUAGCGUUCCCACGAAUCCUUAAAAAGUCAUUGAAUUCAGUAAUCUAAAAUGAAGGCCUUGAUUGGUAUUAAAAUGUCUUAAAUCAGUCUUUCAAAAGUCUUUAAAAAUGCAAAAAAAAAAACAAAAUCAAACUCUGCACGAUGGAAAUCACUGAAGUGGAAUGCCACAUGUUGAGUGAGAGACAUAAAAAAAUGCCAAGAAAACCAGAUAUUUCUCAAUUCUGUCCUACCUCAGUCUCCGCCAUAAGACAAAAAGUCAUGUUUUAUGUUACGACAAAGAUUCAGGCAAUCCUAAUUGAUGUUUGUUCAUGUUUUCUAAUAUUUCAGUCAUUGUAAAAUUGGUCUUAAAGUCAUUUCAACUGACAUUAAAAAGUUUUUGAAAGUCUUAAAUCUUACUUGCCUUGAGCUGUCUGAACCCUGGAUAACAUCCCAACCUCACCUGUGUGCUGUUAGUGGCUGGGGGCUACACACCCAAAGCCCAAAGCUUGCAGCCCAGAAUUGUGCCAACCAUCACGAAUGGAAGAAAAUCCAGGCAGAAGGCAGUCUCUGCAGAUAAAUACACUUCUAGUGGGUCGAAAGUGAUGAUUGAGAGGGAUCACUUUGGUAUGACUACACAUAGUUUUUUUUUUUUUUAAGAGAUCCUGCAUAGUAUACCUUUAAUUAACAGUUCUUAAUAAUGUCUUAUUGAGAACAUUAAUAUGGAUAUUUCUCUGUUAAUGACUUUGAGAUGUAAUAUUCUGUAUCACUGACAAGAUGUUGUGCUGUUUUCUAAAAUAUUUAAUAUCAGCAGCUGAAUAAAAGCAAUGAGAAUUAAAAA